AGAUCACAUGCUGUCACUUCCUUCCUUUGAAGAACUGCUGAAUUAUGUUUGAGCUGACGGUGGAAAAUAAGCAAAACUGAAAAAAGACAGAGCAAGAUUUUGAUCUGUCACUAAAGAUUAUUAUACACAAUUUUUCUUCUCUUCUUUUCAAAGAGAUUUUCUUCUCUUCGCUUACAUGUCUGUAGUAAGUUCAUACACAAUUUGGAAUAGAUAGAAAAGAGGAAAACAGCCCGACAUCUUUUUUGUAAAAGAGCAGCCAUGAGUAAGAAUAUUCUCUGUGUUUUUUUCAUUGUAUCCUUCCUGCAAACAGGCAUCUCCAACAACAGGAUAACUAUCACACUCAGUCAGGAGGGAGAUAACAUAAUUGUGACCUGUGUCCUAGCUGGGAAUGACAGUCUAACUCAGGUUAACUGGGAUAAGGUACAAGGCUCUAAUCACACCAAACUAGGAAUCUUCCAUCCAAAUGAAGGUACCUACAUCUUUCCUGAGCACUCUGGCAAAGUAAAGAUUCAGGGGCAAGAAACCCCUCUGGCUUCCUCAGGCCUUUUUUCGCAGAAAGAAGCACUAAAUGAAAGUGGACUAAUCUGCUGUCAGUUUAUCACUUUUCCAUCAGGCAGUAUAAAGCAGUGUACUGACCUCAGUGAUGCAGCCAUAAGUGUUCUCAUAUCUGCAGCUGAACCCCAUGGUGCCGGACGAAAGCAGGGUUUAUUUGGGCAAUUUGGAGCUUUAACAGUCGGAUGCAUUCUUUCUCUCUUAUUUCUCAUCAUAACCAUCUUCACUUGCUGGAGGUGUUUCUGUAGGAGGCAAGUGCUUGAGAUACAGCAUGAGUAUAGAGACCAAUCAACAAUUUCAGAGAUGUACACAGAAGAGGCACGUGAAGUACAACCUACCCCCUCUCCCUCUGGGUUUGACCCCACAAAAUUAUAUGCAAAGAUUAAAGAGGAUCUAUAUUAUGGUCGGCUAUGGAAGUCCUACCAAGGAAAAGCACGAGUAGCAACACAGGGGUGUUUGGCUGGUUCAAGACAGAUUUAUUACCGUUUAGGUGAGAAUCCUCUAUCACAAAGGGAGCAGGAACACAACCCAAAAAUCCCACCUGCAACGUCAACGCCAUCCUCAAACAGCGGUAUCUGAACAUAAAAAAAAAUUCUUUUAAAAUGUGUCUAUAUUCUGGACUGUGUCACAGCCCUUACAGAUGAAAUCUUCUGUGGGUGUUUUAAAGAAUCACAGCAUUCACGUAAUCCACUAAUGGAUGAGUUCCCCAUACUGUCUUAACAAAUUGCAAGGCAAAAAAUCAUGUUUUGUCCAGAUCAUACAACUAUAUAUAUACAUUGGAUUGUGUUUCUAUUUUACCUCUCCUAACUGCCAAGUGUGGAACUGAUCACCUGAAUUUGUGCAUGUGCAUGUAUCAAGAGACUUUCAAGUCACAAAUGAGGCAGAGUUUGCACAAAUACUGCAAUUAUAUAACAUUCAAAGCUGGGGAUUGGCGCCACUUAUCUUAUUUUAUCUUUUCUUCCCCAGUAAGUGCCUUUUACCCCCACAACCCAUGGACUGGGUGUGUCUCUGCUAGUUUACAGGUCUUACUGACAGGCUAUAUCCAUCGCAGCCAAUCUUAAAUGAAAUGAAAUGAAACAGCCUUUAUUUGUCACAUAUACAUUACAGCACAGUGAAAUUCUUUCUUCGCAUAUCCCAUCCUUGGAGGUUGGGGUCAGAGCGCAGGGUCAGCCAUGAUACGGCGCCCCUGGAGCAGAGAGGGUUAAGGGCCUUGCUCAAGGGCCCAACAGUGGCAACUUGGCGGUGCUGGGGCUUGAACCCCUGAUCUUCUGGUCAACGACCCAGAGCCUUAACCACUUGAGCCACCACUGCCCCUAAAUCUUGAAAUGAUAGCUGCCACAGCAGGAAAUGUGCUGUUUUGCACAAUUGUACUUUCAACAGUAUUUACAAUGUCACAGUACACAGCUUCAGCUUUUAAUGAGACUUUUAAAGGGAUAUUUAGACCAAUAGCUCACCUGUGACCAAACUCUUUGUGAGGUGUUUUAUACAGAUAUGCAAGUGACCUUGUCUUCAUGAUGGCUCUGCUCUAUUUGAGCAACAGUCUUCUAUGUGCACCCACCAAGAAACAGGACAUUUACUUUAUUUUACAUAUGCCUUCAUCCAGAGUGACUUAAAGAAGUGCUUUGUGGUCUAUAUCAAUACAUACAUCCUAAUGUAAACUAUGUCAUGGACUAAUAAUACUAUCUGUGAAAAAAAACUGCUGGGGUGGUAGUACAUUAAGAAAAUCACACAGUCAAUGCAAUUUUAGUGCCUUUAUUCAUGCCUUUAGUCACUGUUUGAAGACUGACAGUGACUCAGGUGUUCAGACAUUGAGGGGAAUUUCAUUCCACUUUGUAGGUGCCAGAACAGAGAAGAGUCUUAAUGCCUGCUCAUUUAUACCCUGAGAGAUGGCGGGACCAGUCAAGCAGUGCUAGAGGACUAGAGAGGGUUUUUCCUAUUGGCUUUGUAGGCAAGCAUCAUUGUUUAAGGCAAGCAUCAAUGUUUUCAACGUCCAGAGAACAGAAGAGGGCCAAGUAUUGAGACUUGUGGGACUCCAGUGAGCAGAUGUGGAUUUCCUUUAUUAGUGGGAUAUCACCCAUGUUGUGCAAAUUAUGGUCUUCAUGGAGGGACUUCUUAGAUUGGUGAGUGGCAGUUAAAGCAGUUAAUUCCCUAGAAAAGACUCUAGCUUGUUGGAAAAUGCCAGGCUUUCUAACAGAUGGCAAGGUUGAGAGUGGUUUGGGGUCAGUUUCUGCUAGCACGUUGGUGUUGACAGACUCUAAAUUAGCUGUGGCAGCCACUCUUAAAAUAUAGGAAAGGUUAGGCAAGGCACAAGUGGACAUCUUCGCCAAUGUCAAGUCAUCACAUUUGUGAUUGGUGUUCUCAAAAAGACAGCUGACCCAGUAUCCAUUAUCCUAUGACUGGCCUCACCAAGACCAGUUUGUGGUCUUCAUCGGACGGGCAGCAAGACCUUGGUUCCCACUAGAGAUUUUGCUCAUGGGAAGAACACCCUAAAGACCUCAGUUUCAAGCUGUUCUAUUAAUGGUGUGCACUUCACAGACUGAAUGGUGGUACAUUUCCCAAUUCCUACCAAAAUUUAACUUUAAGGACUCCUUAACUGCAGCAAUUCCCUAGUCACCCUGAAGGUGCCAUCUCAGCAACAUAUCACCAUCUAUCAUUGUAGUUGAAAUUAUGCUAAGAGUGUGGAAAUGAUAAAAGACAGCAGACAUUCAAACUGUACUUCAAAAAUCAGGGAAUUAAACUUUAUUGGCUGUUUGGCAGUGCUGUAUGAUUCUCACAGCCCCAGAGUAAUAAAAAAAAAUCCUAGUUAGGAAUGUACCUGCCAUUAUAUUAAAAAAGAUCCAGUGGUCAUUGUCAUUUGGAACAGAUGCUCAGCAAGGUCCAGGUUCCAGGGAAAGAUGACUUUGGGACAGAAUUUAUUGCAAAUAAUUCAUCAAAUGUCACUAUGUAACAACAAUAUGAGCACAAAAAGGAAUUAGUGGCUCAUCUCGUCUCUUAAGAUUCUAAAAUCAUUAAUAUAAUAAUACCUUGUUGUAUGUUCUAAAAUAUAAGUUAACUAUACAUGAAACUCUUGCAAUUUAUUUACAAAUACUUUGUUAUGUCUUUCUAAUACUAUGUAAUGUCUUUCUAAUUUGUUUGAUCAGUUAUUCUUGUUAUGCAAAUGAAAAAAAUAAACUUCUUGGAAUCUC
Hemibagrus wyckioides is the source of this 3737-nucleotide messenger RNA. RefSeq names its product immunoglobulin domain-containing protein. The transcript is spliced from 5 exons. Gene Ontology annotation, cellular component: external side of plasma membrane. Bases 259 to 1131 code for a protein of 290 amino acids. The record is from RefSeq and is a predicted model, not a curated record. NCBI's taxonomy places the organism in Eukaryota, Metazoa, Chordata, Actinopteri, Siluriformes, Bagridae. Gene Ontology annotation, biological process: positive regulation of T cell receptor signaling pathway; cytokine production; positive regulation of natural killer cell cytokine production.